Molecule: messenger RNA, 546 nt
Organism: Nannizzia gypsea CBS 118893
Lineage: Eukaryota; Fungi; Ascomycota; Eurotiomycetes; Onygenales; Arthrodermataceae
Product: RNA exonuclease 4
Exons: 4
Coding region: 1-546 (181 amino acids)
Biological process (GO): RNA catabolic process
Cellular component (GO): ribonuclease H2 complex
Source: RefSeq, a predicted model, not a curated record
AUGCUUGCUCUGCGGCCCGCAGCAACCAACGAGAAGGUCCAAAAGCCUGAGAAAUCACAAACAGACCAAGAAAAGAUGCCACGUUUCCAACCGCAUAUUAGCAGCUCUCAAACAGCAAUGCCUGUGUCGAUGAACAUAUUACCUUGUCGAAUUCACCACGAUGGCUCGAUAGAAGCCUCGAAAAGACAUUGGAAUCCUGUUCGUGACGAAGGUACUGAUGAAAUUUCAACGGCAUAUUUCCGUGGUCGAAAGUUGCGUGGCCGUCCCGUACUCCUUCCGGACGGGUACCAUGGUUUGGUGGUAACCAAACUACCACAAAAUGAAACUGCUAUCAAACGCAUAGUGGGAGAUGAAAAUGUCGACGAAGAAAAUGAAGAACCCCUUUCUCAACUCGAGACAGUUGGGACAUUUUCUACACUUACAGUAUGGGAGCAUGAGAAACUUCCAACUGACGACGAUGUGUACGUUCGAUCUAUGGAAGAAUGGGUAUCUUUUGCACAUUCGAUACAUGAUGAUGGAACCAAAGUUGAGCAACUUGAAAAUUGA